Messenger RNA from Tarenaya hassleriana, 4209 nucleotides. Its product is annotated as wall-associated receptor kinase-like 22. NCBI's taxonomy places the organism in Eukaryota, Viridiplantae, Streptophyta, Magnoliopsida, Brassicales, Cleomaceae. The transcript is spliced from 3 exons. Gene Ontology annotation, biological process: protein phosphorylation; cell surface receptor signaling pathway. The coding region runs from base 1313 to 3583 and encodes 756 amino acids. Gene Ontology annotation, cellular component: plasma membrane. The record is from RefSeq and is a predicted model, not a curated record. Gene Ontology annotation, molecular function: protein serine/threonine kinase activity; polysaccharide binding; ATP binding.
UAAAGCUAAAAAAAAGUUGAUAUCUUUAUCAAUAAUCAAACUAAAUCCGAAUUUUAAAAUAAAAAGUUUUUCUAAAAGGGAAAAGAAAUGAGAUUUCCCCUGUCCCCUCCGUCCGGCAUCUCAUGACCUUUUUACGGCCGGUCGACAUUGGUGGUGGCCACACCAUCCCCACUGAUGAGUGCAAAGCCGCGUACAAGUAAAAACACUUCGUGAACCAAAUGUCUCCACUCUAUGUAUGAGCGUUUUAGAUUUUUCGGGCCGUGACAGAGAAUGUGCAUUGGCUAUUUUAUCUCAACUCAACCUUCACUGGGGUUGAUAAUCAAGCCCGAAUCCCGAUUUGAAUCCGACCUAAAAUUCCGACUUUUUUGGGGUCUACAAAUUUAAGCCCGAUCCUGGUCAUUUGUCGGGCAAGCUUGGGUCGGUUUCGACCUCGAACCAAUAUUCCCAGUAGAAAUUUCCAACAAAAUGCCGAAACUUUCACCGUACGGACAAGGAUUCGACCGGAUAUCUCAUCUCAUCGAUUUACAGGGUUUUGUAGCUAUGCAGUCAAAGAAUGAAAACAAGAGCCAAAUAGGAAUCUUUUGCGUCACGUGUCUCGCCGGUUCUGGUCAGAACAUCAAUGUAGUCUUCCCUUACAAGUUCGACCGCCAUGGUUUCUCUCUCUCUCUCUAUAUAUGUUUGGGUGUUUAUGGAACCAAAAUCUAUGUUAAAAUUAGAAACGAGGGCUUUUUCCUCCUCCUCCUCUGAGCUGUGCUCUCGGGGCCCCCAGAGUUGAAAUCGUUCGUCAGCCGAUUGCGCUGAAAUUGAAUGAAAGCCUUUUCAUGUUCAGCGAUCCAUAUCUGUGGUCUUUGCUCUGCAAAUCUCUGCGUCUUAAUGAUCGUGCUUCUGAAUCGUCUCCCAUCGAUCUCAGCUGUUUUCUUUCCGAGGGUCUGUUCAUCGUUGGUUGUUCUAAGACUGGACAAAGUACACUUCUUGUUCUUGAUUCUGCGAAUUUUCUGAAUCUUUCUGAUCUGAUCAUUUCCCUUCUCAAGAUUUGAAAAUCCAAAGAGGGGUUCCAAAAUAUCUUAGAACAUGCUGUUAGAAAUUUGUGUUUCCGUCGCUGUUGGGAGAAAUUUCAGCCUAAGAUGGAGACAUCGUUAGACCUUUUUGUCCCUCUGAAUUGUCAGAACACGUAAUAAUAACAUUGUCUGAAAUUUCUUCCAUGAAAGAAGCUUCAGCCAGUGGAAGAGGUCCAAAGAGGCGUCUGAGAUGAUGUUUCUUCGCCUUCUUCCUAUAAAAACACAACUCGGAAAGAGUAAAAAGCGUAACUACAAUGAGCUGCGAAAUGAGCAGAGGGAAUUACUCUCUGUGUAUCCUACUCUCUUUGCUGUCUCUGCUGUUCCGUUUCUCUGCAGCAACAACUGCUCCAGAGCUCUCGUUUUCGAGUGAUUGCCGUAGCGAAUGCGGAGGAAUAACGAUUCCGUAUCCCUUUGGGAUCGGGAAGGGUUGCUACCUCAGCGAGUGGUAUGAAAUCGUCUGCAACAGCACCUCCGGGAAUCCCGCCCCGUUCCUUUCUAGGAUGAACAGGGAAGUUGUGAAUAUUUCUCUCGAGAGAGGUUUCUCCUCUAAUUUUGGAUCGGUCCGCAUCAAAGCUCCGAUAACAUCCUCCGGCUGUUCUGAUGGUGAAGAAUUUAGCUCGACUUUGGAUGUGACGGGUAGCCCCUUUUUCCUCACCACCAGGAAUAGCCUCGUAGCCGUUGGUUGCAACAACAAGGCCGUGAUGACGAACGUCGAGCCACAGAUCGGAGGAUGCGAGUCUGUCUGCGAUGUAAGAUUCGCUGCGAGAGGACAGAACACGAGCUGCAAUGGUUACAGAUGUUGCGAGGCAAGAAUAGCGACUAGUCUUCAGCUAAUUGGUGUUAGAAUAGAGGACGUCGAUGGUAACAUAACGGGAAAGACCUGCAGAGUUGCCUUUUUAACCGACGAGGCAUAUUCCCCGUCGAACAUAACUCAGCCGGAACUGCUCUACUCCAAGGGACAAGCGACGGUAGAAUUAGGAUGGUUCGUUGAUAUGUCGGAUAAUGUGUCUGUAAACUCUGCAAGUUGCUUAAAUGUGACAGAAGCCAGAGGUUAUAGUGCCGCAAACGGUUGCAUUUGUUUAUACGGUUACUCUUUCGGGCGCAGUUAUAGAAGCUGCAGCUGCAACAGUGGUUACAAAGGCAACCCAUACCUUUCAAGUGGAUGCAGUGAUAUCAAUGAGUGUGAGGAAAACACGGUAGAAGUACGCGAUAACUGCCGGGGAAAGAGCUGUGUGAACCACCCCGGGUACUACUCAUGCGAGGAGAAGAAAACGUGGCCGAUCAUUGUAGGUGUUUGUGUAGGUUUUGGUGUAUUGCUUUUAGCCAUCGGAGCAUGGUGGUUGUACAAAUUUAUCAAGAAGCAAAAGAAGAUAAACCGGAUGAAGAGGUUCUUCAAACGCAACGGGGGUUUAUUGCUACAGCAGCAACUAACCGCAACAGAAGGCAACAUCGAGAAAACGAAGAUAUUCAGCUCAAAUGAGUUGGAGAAAGCCACGGAAAACUUCAGCGUAAAAAGGGUGCUCGGACAGGGUGGUCAGGGCACCGUCUACAAGGGAAUGCUUGUGGAUGGGAGGAUUGUUGCGGUCAAGAGGUCGAAAGUCGUGGACGAGGACAAACUGGAAGAGUUCAUCAACGAGGUUGUCAUUCUCUCGCAAGUAAACCAUCGAAACAUCGUGAAACUCUUAGGGUGUUGCCUCGAGACAGAGGUUCCUAUCCUGGUUUACGAGUUCGUCCCCAAUGGAAACCUUUUCGAAUAUCUUCACAAUGGAUUUGUUGAUGAUUACACGAUGACUUGGGAGGUCCGUCUACGCAUUGCCACAGAGAUCGCAGGAUCUCUUUCCUACUUGCACUCGGCGGCAUCUUCUCCAGUUUAUCACAGAGAUAUCAAGUCUACAAACAUAUUGUUGGACGAGAAAUAUCGAGCCAAGGUAUCUGACUUUGGAACUUCAAGAUCGGUAACAGUGGAUCACACCCAUCUGACAACGGUAGUGGCAGGUACUAUCGGGUAUGUAGAUCCCGAGUACUUCCAAUCGAGCCAAUUUACCGACAAGAGCGACGUCUAUAGCUUCGGGGUGGUGCUUGUGGAGCUCAUAACCGGAGAAAAGGCAGUCUCCCUUCUUCGGACUCAAGAAAGCAGGACAUUGGCAACUCAUUUCAUUCUCACGAUGAAAGAGAAUAAGCUCUUUGACAUUAUCGACGCUCGGAUCAAAGAGCAUUGCGACGUGAAACAAGUAACGGGAGUCGGAAACCUAGCGAGGAGGUGCCUAAACCUGAACGGGAGGAAGAGACCGAGCAUGAGAGAAGUUUCUACCGAGUUGGAGAGGAUCCGUUCAUCGUCGGAAGACUUGCAGGUAGAUGUUCAAGACGGCGAGGAGGAGGAUGCUGUGGAAAUCAGUGUGGUGGAUGCGUGGAGUGAUGAGAUUUCUGCCCCAUCCUCGGCCUUCGUCACGUCUGUACCGUCGGAUGUUGAACCUUUGGUUCCUCCUCCUCAGGCAUACGGGAGCACUUCAUGGUUAGCUGUAUGAUAAUAACUAGUGUUUUGUGCGUUAUUCGUCUUUGAUUUUUUUUUUUAAAAAAAUUGCUUCAAUAUACUCUCAGAUGCAGCAUGAUUUUGCUUUGCAUAAAGGCUUCAUUUUUCAUCAUCCCGAGUUCAUACAGAGACACAUUUUCCCAAUGUAUCGGAUUGCCAUGGUCGGAGAUCUUGCAGGGAAAAGAAAUUUUACAAAUCUUAACCGCACGAUCAAACUGGCUGCCAAGUGUUUCCACCGUUACAGAAAAUGUUGUCGGAAAAUUCUCAUCUCUUGGCAAAAUGAACACAAGAAUCUACAUUAUAACAGCAUCCAGAGGAAAAGAUAAGGAUCCCAACGGUGUAAUCUAUCUCUCAAGUAACCAACCUCCGAAGAUAAACCAUCAGUUGGAUAAAUCCCAAUCUCGGGAUUCCUCUACUCAAGUAGCCAACCUCUAAAGAAAAACCACCACCGCCAAGAUCCAAAGGCAGCUGAUAGACUCGGGUUCAGGCUCAAAACAACAACACAUAAGUGCUCGACCUGUUCUGUAAGAGGAUAUAAGCCUAAGGACUGAAAAAUGCUCGAGUUUGAGGGUCUCGCAGAGACCGGAAUAUAUUAUGUAUUCAACCUUUCCUUUUUUUUUU